AUGGGUCGCGUUCGUACCAAGACCGUCAAGAAGUCCGCCAAGGUCAUCAUUGAGCGUUACUACCCCAAGCUCACCCUGGACUUCGAGACCAACAAGCGCAUCUGCGAUGAGAUCGCCAUCAUCGCCUCCAAGCGCCUCCGCAACAAGAUUGCUGGUUACACCACGCACUUGAUGAAGCGUAUCCAGCGUGGCCCCGUCCGCGGUAUCUCCUUCAAGCUCCAGGAGGAGGAGCGUGAGCGCAAGGACCAAUACGUCCCCGAGAUCUCCGCCCUCGACUUCACCCAGAACUCCGAGAGCGGCCAGCUCGACGUCGAUGUCGAGACCAAGGACCUGCUGAAGCACCUUGGCUUCGACGCCAUCCCCGUCAACGUCAUCCCCGUCGCCCAGACCCAGGUCCAGGAGCGCGGUGGCCGCCGUUUCGGCGACCGCCCCCCUCGUCGCGACUAA
This is a messenger RNA of Colletotrichum aenigma, 447 nucleotides long. RefSeq names its product 40S ribosomal protein S17 (gene rps-17). Gene Ontology annotation, biological process: translation. Lineage: Eukaryota; Fungi; Ascomycota; Sordariomycetes; Glomerellales; Glomerellaceae. The coding region runs from base 1 to 447 and encodes 148 amino acids. The transcript is spliced from 3 exons. The record is from RefSeq and is a predicted model, not a curated record. Gene Ontology annotation, cellular component: ribosome. Gene Ontology annotation, molecular function: structural constituent of ribosome.